Vespa crabro (European hornet) is the source of this 753-nucleotide messenger RNA. Its product is annotated as tRNA-uridine aminocarboxypropyltransferase 1-like. Gene Ontology annotation, cellular component: nucleus. Lineage: Eukaryota; Metazoa; Arthropoda; Insecta; Hymenoptera; Vespidae. The record is from RefSeq and is a predicted model, not a curated record. The transcript is spliced from 4 exons. Gene Ontology annotation, biological process: tRNA modification. Gene Ontology annotation, molecular function: tRNA-uridine aminocarboxypropyltransferase activity. Bases 140 to 685 code for a protein of 181 amino acids.
CUCAUUCAUCUAAAAAAUAAGAAAAUAAUAAAAAAGAAAAAAAAAUAAAAGAAAGAAGAAAUUCCAACAGAAAAACGAAAGAUAUCGGGGACGACGUAUAACCGUGACUCUUGAUGAUGGAGGUUAGAUUUUGCAGAAGAUGCGGCACAAAUGUCUAAACUUUAUUAAAACCAACAACAAUAACAAUAGCAACAAUAACAGCAGCAGCAACAGUAGUAACAACAACAACAACAACAACAACAACAACAACAACAACAAUGACGACGACGACGACGACGAUGACGAUGACGAGAACAACAAAAUCGUUCCUUUCUCAAUCGGUGGUAAAGAUCAUAAUUUGGAAGAAAAGCAAAGGAUUAUUGAUAGAGCUCCUUUUCAAAACUUAAAGAUCGAUGAUGCACAAAUUUUAGAUACUGUAGAGGGUAGAGAGAUAUGUGAACAUUGUUAUAGGUCGAGAAAAUUUUUUUGUUAUACAUGCUUUACCCCUGUAAUUGAUCAAAAGUAUUUUCCUCGCUUAAAGCUACCUGUAAAAAUAGAUAUUAUUAAACAUCCUAGAGAAAUAGAAGGGAAAAGUACUGCGGUUCAUGCUGCUGUUUUAGCACCGGAAGAUGUAAAAAUAUAUAUUUAUCCUGAUUUUCCUGAAAUGGUAAAAAACGAAGAGCAAAACUGCUGUAACUAUCGAUAAUUUAUUUAUUAAAGAAGUCCAACAAGAUGGCAAAACUUUUUUAGAAAGGAUCAGAAAUGAAUAUCCAA